Pomacea canaliculata is the source of this 2837-nucleotide messenger RNA. RefSeq lists its product as uncharacterized. The transcript has 8 exons. Gene Ontology annotation, molecular function: protein binding. The coding region runs from base 318 to 2087 and encodes 589 amino acids. The record is from RefSeq and is a predicted model, not a curated record. NCBI's taxonomy places the organism in Eukaryota, Metazoa, Mollusca, Gastropoda, Architaenioglossa, Ampullariidae.
GUGGUACCUGCGCAUGACGAUGAGUCACCCACAAUUCAUGUGCCUGCGUGACGCCCAUAUUUCGCGAACGUUUCAUCCUGCUCCUAGAACAUUCUUUCUCAGCGCAGGGACCUGUAUAACGAUCGAGAGACCUAAGUAAAAUCAAAAAGAAUCUGUCCAACGCAGGUACACUUUUUGAAGAGAUCGCGGAGAAAGAUCGACCGAUCGAGCUAUACAGACGUAUAUAAUUUCGACAGGACGCUGGAAAAAAAAAUUCGGUCAGUAUAAGUCGAUCGGGCUUUGUGGAAACAAAAGUCAUAACGUCACAGACGCUCACAAUGGCAGCGUCGCUGAUCGUAAAAGCGUAUUUACAGAGGGAUGAUGAAGGCCAGUCUGAGAUCCGAAGAUUUCCUUUGCGAGUUGAGCUGGGACAGGACAGAUUCAAGGCACUGCAGAGGAGGCUGGUCGAAGUUUUCCCUGGUCUCAAAAUGGGGCGUUUUACUCUCCAUUGGAAAGAUGAAGAUGGUGACUUGGUGAAGUUUUGUAGUCAGGAUGAGCUUCAGCAGGCACUGAAUAUGGUGAAUGACGGUGUGCUUCGCAUCUAUAUCUCAGCAGACAGCACUGCUGAAGAAGCUGCAGAAGUAGUUGGAAAUGCUGAGGGUGAUGGUAAGGAACCACCUACACGCACAUUUAAAUGUCCAUUGCCUCAACCGUCUUGUGGAAGAAUACGGAUGCACCCUUCCUGGCAUAUGCAUGGAAUGCACUUUAAAAAGAUGAAGAAAAUGGCGAAGAAAAUGGCGAAGAAUAUGAGGAAAUUGGGGAAAAAAAUGGCUCGCAUUCAACACAGGGAGCUCAUGAUUCUCAGAAGUCAGGUUCCCCCUGCAUUUCGCUCCUGGGUUCGCAAGUAUAUCAGAGUCUGGAUCACAGAUGGGCACCUUGCAGCUGCAAAAUUGGAUGGCAUUCCUGAGGGAGCCCCACCAAACUUUAGAGAAUGGCUGGUUGCCUAUCUGGAGAAGAUCAGCAAAAAACAAGAGGGACAGGCAUCAGGGUACACUGAUACCCUGGAGCAGGACAUUGAUCUGCCAGUCUCACCUGAAGGACUGCCUGCCAGCUAUUAUAGGUGGCUAUGUCUUUAUGUGGAGCGCAAUUUUGCAAAUUACACCCAGGAUUCAUCAGAUAGUGACACAAGCAGCAGUAAUGACAGUUUUGGGCCAAGUGUCUGGCAAGAAAGAGGCCGUGGUCCAUGCCACUGGCACAUGCAUCACUUUAGAAAUGGUCACUGUUUGAUGAAAGGCAAACAUGGGUGGAGUGCACCUAAAUCUGCUGAUGAAGAGAUUUCAAAGAAGCAAAAACAAUGGAAAAAAAUUCCCCCAGAACUUCGCAAAUAUUUGCGAUUUCUGAUGAAGACCCUUCACAGAGAAGAGAGAAAAAAACACCAGGAGAAGAAAGAGAUGGUUCCAGAGGGAAUGAGCUUAGAGGCUGUUAAAUUCAUUCAGGAGUUUGUCACAGAAUGGCACUCCAAGCUGACUUCUUUGCCUCCACAUGAAGUCUCCAUUGCUAUGGCAAAAGACGAGUGUACAGGUCUUCCCAAAGGAAUUGAGAAUGAAUACAUCCCAUGGCUGUGUCAAUUUUUGGCACGCUGGCAUCGCAGACAUGCUGGAAAGUGUGACAUGAUGGCUGCUUGGUCAAGUGGGGAUACAUCUGAUACAAGUGAAGAUGAACAGCAGGCUUCAGCAGAUGCAUGCUACAGCAUGCACUGGCCAUUGGGAAAGCUGCAAAGAAAAGGCAAGAAUCAGCACUUCACAGAUACACAUUCAUUCCCACCCAGUUUUGGCCACCAUGGCAUGCACAUGCCAUCUUUUCAUGGCCCUCAGUUUGGUUUUCCUCCUCCACCCCCACCUCCAAUGGUGUACCCUGAAAGGGUACCUACACUCCCUCCAAUGAUAUACCCUAAUAUAGCACCUCCACUACAUCCUCCUCCCUCUUACUGGGAUCAGGUGCUUGAGCUGGAUGAUGGUUAUCAUUUCCAUGGAGGAAGGGGAUGCUGGGACCAAGACCAGUCACAAAGAAGUGUAUCUGAAGUGACUGAAGCAAUGAAGAAGAUGUAAACUGGACAUCAUCUGUCCCUAGAGGAUGACUUUAUGUAAGAAAACUGAUCAAAGAAAACUGAAUUGCACAAAUCAUGAGUCCAAGUUCACAUUUUCUCAUGAACUCUAUUUUACCACAAAAGAGACAACAUGCACAGUUUAAUUUCCACUUUGUUCUUACAUAUAGAGAAAGGAUUUCUGUUUCUUCUUGUUAUUUUAAAUUAGUUUUGCAAUACAUUGCAAGGUUACCUUCUGAAUCUGCUCUGUGCUUAUAUUUUUUCCCCCAUAUUUAAUUCCAUUUGAUGUUACAUUCUUUUGUGUAGCUACAAAAAAAUUUUAUGGCAAUGCAUAAGCAUGUGUACUAAAAUACUGUAAUAUGUUUGUGAUUAGUGAAAUUUUCUUUGUAAUAAAUUGCGUACCAAUAGGCACAUGUGAAAAUGCAAUAUACACUCAUACUUCAGUUAUUUCCUUGCAUGUCCAGCACUAGGGGACCUAUACAUGUGCUGUCAAAUAGAUAAUCAGCCAUUCUGAACAAAUUCUCAUUUCAUUUUGGUUUCUAAUUUUGUUUCUCUUAUAUUUCUCCAGGUGACAAGCCAAUUGUUCUUGUACAAAUUUCAUUUAUAUGGAUUUGAAAUAUCUUGAAAAGGUUACAAAUAUCUGCAGUUUUGUUACCUUUAUGAUAUGUACAGUCUUUGAAAUUGCCAUGGAAUUCUAAUUGUUAAGUCUGUGAAAAAAGCAUGCUAAUCUGCAUUAAAAGACUGGUCGACAUUA